Funneliformis caledonium is the source of this 336-nucleotide messenger RNA. NCBI's taxonomy places the organism in Eukaryota, Fungi, Glomeromycota, Glomeromycetes, Glomerales, Glomeraceae. The record is from the annotation of a GenBank genome assembly.
UCCUUCUUUGCUUCACUUGACCCAGAAGAUGAUGUGGGUCAAUUUGUUCGAAUGGUUGAUACCCGUGAACCAUUGAAAAUGUUUAGCAGAAGUCCAACAGGAUCGGAGGGCUUCGGAAUUCUGGGGAGUAAUGUGUCCGGUUCUGUAUAUAGGUCAAAGCAAUUAUCUCGAUUUCAGAAAUAUCAAGAGUCACAUAACACUCUUUCAGAUUCUAUUACUUCUGUAACUUCACAAUCCAUUCCACAGCAAUUGGAACCUCCAAGUGGUCAUCCGCUUGGCACGGCAAGUGGGUCCGCUGCUUCUUCUUCAAUAUCAUCAUCCAGUAAAUCUUUAUGA